Messenger RNA from Nyctereutes procyonoides (raccoon dog), 1250 nucleotides. RefSeq names its product coiled-coil domain containing 192 (gene CCDC192). Lineage: Eukaryota; Metazoa; Chordata; Mammalia; Carnivora; Canidae. The coding region runs from base 1 to 738 and encodes 245 amino acids. The record is from RefSeq and is a predicted model, not a curated record. The transcript is spliced from 6 exons.
AUGAACCAAAUUCCAGUGUGGAAACAGUCCCUGGAAACCGGACAGAUGGCAUUUACUUUGGCACAAUUUGAGGCCUUGGAGAUUUGCCUGAAGGAAGCAGAAGAAAAGGCUAAGUCUUUAUCUGAACAGCUUGCAGCCUCUGAAGGAACAAAAUCAAAACUGCUUGAGCAAGUUUCCUGGCUGGAGGGAAAACUGCAGACUCUGGACCAUAACGAAGACAGUGGGGAACCAUACCAAAAAAUAGUUCUUGCAAAAGACCAGCAUAUUGAGAAAUUACAAGCUGAAUUGAAAACUUCCCAGGAGCAACUUACAGCCCAUAAACUAAAGCACAAAAGGAAACUGAAAAAGCUGCAAACUGAUUUGGCAACAGCGAAGCAAGAGGCUGCCAUCACAGUCCUGGAACUCAAGGAGAAGAUAAGGACUCUAUGUGAAGGGAAGCCAGCCCCUAGAGAAGACAACUCUCGGGAAGAGUCCUAUGGCAGUCUCCCGCCUGUGGAAGAAAGUGAUCGAAAACUUAACCUGAUUAUAGAGUUGUCAAUGCAGGUUUCCCUUCAGACUGAGAAGAUUACCCAGCUGGAAGAAGUUUUAGAGGAAAAGGAAAGGAAGAUUCAGCAGCUGGAAGCUGAGCAGGGAUCCCAUCCCUUCCAAGAGGCUGAGGACUCUCCAGAAUGUUUACAAGAAGCCCCAAUUUUCUUUAAUGAUAGUAUCACCCCUGUUGUCUCUGAUGAGGAUAUGUAAGGAAUCCUAAUAGGAAAAUAAUAAACGCUUAUUAAGUGUCACCAGUGUAAAGUUCAGAACCCAGCUAGUCUCUCCUUCAGCAAAUUCAAGUUCAAAAUGAUGGGUUUGAAUAUAUCCUAUAAUGUUCGUAUUGUAAGGAAACAAAGAGGAAUCUUCAGAAGCAAUUCCCUCAUAUUUCCCCUUCAGACACAUCAGCAGUCAGGUAACCCACACAUUUGUGGAAUACUAUGUCUUUAGACAUCCCAGGUAACCAUGGGAGAGAGAAAAACACAUAACUAGAAGGAUGGUCAAAGAACAGAGUAUUGUUUUCUCACCAGAGGUUUGUCACUUUGCAAGGUGGCACCACACCUGUGUCCAUGAGCAACUCAUCUGCAAACAGAAUACUAUCAUGGAAGGCAAGCUUCAAAGGGGGAAGUUUAGGGUACUGAUGACUGGACUCAUUGCCAGCAGAGUAAACAGCCAUGAGGUCUGCUUUUUCAUGUCCUCUAGAAUAUAUUUCUUUAUGGCAUGUA